Molecule: messenger RNA, 3177 nt
Organism: Rhea pennata
Lineage: Eukaryota; Metazoa; Chordata; Aves; Rheiformes; Rheidae
Gene: PPIL2
Product: peptidylprolyl isomerase like 2
Exons: 20
Coding region: 57-1622 (521 amino acids)
Biological process (GO): protein polyubiquitination; protein peptidyl-prolyl isomerization; protein folding
Cellular component (GO): catalytic step 2 spliceosome
Molecular function (GO): ubiquitin protein ligase activity; peptidyl-prolyl cis-trans isomerase activity
Source: RefSeq, a predicted model, not a curated record
CGCGUCCCGGCGGCGCGGAGGGGCCCGGCGGCGCUCGGGCCGUCUGAGCCGCCGCCAUGGGGAAGAGGCAGCACCAGAAGGACAAGAUGUACAUCACGUGCGCGGAGUACACGCAGUUCUACGGCGGGAAGAAGGCCGACCUCCCACGAACUAAUUUUAGACGUUUAUCGUUCGAUCACUGCAGUUUGUCUCUGCAGCCUUUUGAGUACCCAGUUUGCACACCAGAUGGGACAGUCUUUGACAUACUGAGCAUUGUUCCUUGGAUAAAGAAAUAUGGAACCAAUCCAAUCACAGGAGAAAAACUAGAUGCCAAGUCACUUAUAAAGCUAAAUUUUGCUAAAAACAGUGAAGGUAAAUACCACUGUCCAGUGCUGUUUACUGUAUUCACCAAUAACUCCCAUAUUGUGGCCAUCAAGACAACUGGAAAUGUAUUUGCCUAUGAGGCAGUUGAGCAGCUGAACAUAAAACCAAAGAGCUACAAGGAUCUCUUGACAGAUGAGCCCUUCACUCGGCAAGACAUUGUGACAUUGCAGGACCCAACAAACUUGGAUAAAUUCAACGUUUCUAACUUUUUUCAUGUUAAGAACAACUUAAAAGUAAUUGAUCCAGAGGAAGAAAAAGCAAAAUUGGAUCCAUCUUACUAUUUGAAAAAUACAAAUACAGAGACCCGAGAGACUUUACUGGAACUUUAUAAGGAAUUCAAAGGAGAUGAUAUUCUAGCAGCUACUAUGAAGGCUCCUGAAAAGAAAAAAGUGGAUAAACUGAAUGCAGCCCACUAUUCCACUGGAGCAGUAAGUGCUUCAUUCACCUCCACUGCAAUGGUGCCAGAAACAACCCACGAAGCAGCUGCUAUUGAAGAGGAUGUUGUAAGAUACAAAUAUGUGAAGAAGAAGGGCUAUGUACGACUUCACACUAAUAAAGGAGACCUAAACUUGGAGCUGCACUGUGACAUGACACCACGAACAUGUGAAAACUUUAUCAAACUGUGCAAGAAAAACUAUUACGAUGGGACAAUUUUUCACAGAUCCAUUCGUAAUUUUGUGAUCCAAGGAGGUGAUCCAACUGGAACAGGAACAGGUGGAGAGUCUUACUGGGGAAAACCUUUUAAAGAUGAAUUUAAACCCAACUUGUCCCAUACAGGACGUGGUGUUCUCAGUAUGGCCAAUUCAGGACCUAAUACAAACAAGUCACAAUUCUUUAUCACCUUCCGCUCCUGCGCAUAUCUGGACAAGAAGCAUACAGUGUUUGGAAGAGUGGUUGGUGGCUUUGAGACUCUGACUGCUAUGGAGAACGUGGAAAGUGACCCCAAAACAGACCGUCCCAAGGAGGAAAUACGAAUUCAGUCAACGACUGUUUUUGUUGAUCCAUAUGAAGAAGCAGAUGCCCAGGUUGCUGCAGAAAGAGAAAAGGUCCAGCUAGAAGAAGAAGCAGCCAAAACAAAAGCUGAGGUAGCCCCACCAAAGAAAGAGAUCGAGAUGCCUAAAACUUACCGGCAGGGGAUUGGAAAAUACAUUAACAUGGCUGCAGCGAAGCGCAGUGUGGAAGAUGAUGGGCCCUCAACCAGCACAGCUGCGAAGAAAGAGAAAAAGAGCACAGGCUUUGGGGACUUCAGCUCCUGGUAGCAGAGCGAGGAGCCUAGCACCGGAGCAGCACAGCGAUAAAGAAGAGAGGGCCUCCCGCGUGUCCCCAGAGAGCCCCAAAGACAAUCUGUCCUGGGGAGGGAAGGCACCGGCCUGCCCUUCCACUGCAGAAGAAAACUGUUGCUUUGUUAAGGCUAGUUAAUGCGGCUUUGUUUUCGAGAGCGCUGCGUUCCCCCAAGUGCAUCUUCUUCGAAGGCCUUUUUGUUGUUGUUUUGCUGAGCGGGGAGCGGCGGCGCUGCUCCGGGGGCUUCGCUGCAGCCCGGCUCCACCUGGCUGGCAGCAGGGCAGGCUGAGCCCUGCCUCGCCGGGUGCCGCUUCCGUGGACGGCUGUGCUGGUGAAUGAGCUCCUUUCUCAGGUAAUCGUUACCAGAUGAGCCCCAUCUGCCAGCUGAACAAAUGAAUUAAGGUGUCAGGGAAGCACCUUUGCAGAGAGGAGGAGAGGCCUCCGGCUCGUUCUGCCCUCCCUCGGGCUCCCUCUCCCUCGGGUUCCCUCUCUCUUUCCCUCCUUAACAAGGACCAAUUCUGUCUUUGGCUGCUUGUGCCUCCGGGAUGGCCCCAGUCUGCUGUUAGUCUCGGGGCCUCCUUGCUCACUCCAAAAUGAGCUAUGUCGCCCCAUUUGUUUUUCUCUGGCAGCCUGGGAAGCAGCUGAGCUGCCUGAGCACCUGGUGUGACUGGUUACUCCAUGUCACUGGCCUUGCCAGAGCUGUUGUGGCAGCCCGAGGGGCCAGGACGCAUCAGUUAAACCUGCCCGCUGGCUCCAGAAACUUCAGCCCAGAGGAACUGAACAGGAACAGAAACUACUUUGCAGGGUUUAUUUUAACCAUCCUCAAAGCCUGGGAACACGUACUGCAGUCUGCCCUGACUUUGGGCCCCCAUCGUUAGAGAAAACACGUGAGAUGCAGCCAAGAGGAGUGCAGGGUAUUUACCUUCAAUGUCCACAGACUGUUAGGAUGCUUAAUAAAGGCCUUGUGGGGUAGAGACGCAUCAGCCUGUGAAGUUUUAAUCCAGAAAUACCAUGCGUAUUACCAUCAUUCAGGCAUAGGAGCUAGAUCCAGAUCAUUGCAUUUUUAGUUCAUCUUAGGUAUAUUCAGAUGACAGAAAUGCCCUCCCUAUGUUUGUGUGGCUGAGGAGAUAGUUUUGUAAUCAGAUUUAUAACUGAUUUAUAUCAGUGCUUUUGUUUUUUAAGAGAAGUCUCCAUUUUUAUAAAACUGAAAAACAUGUUGAAGGUUUUUACAGCAUUAAAUGUCUUUAUUUUCUUUUGAACACUUGCCUUUGUGUUCAACAGUUGUUUCCAAGAUCGUGGCAUUACAAAAUUGAUUGUCCUACCAGGAAAUGAUUCAUUCUUACUUUUUAAGAUUCCCAUAAAAAAACUCUGGGAUUUUUGCGGAUAUGAUUACAUCUUUGUUAAAUCAUAGGAAGUUCAAACUAAUUUGAAAGAAUAAUAGGGAUUUUUUGUUGUUUUGAAACAUCUUGCAGUGUAUAAGUUUGAACACAUGUUUGAUUCCUGAAACAGGGGAUAUGAUGAUACUUUCCUCAA